AGUUUUUAUGGAGUUAUGUUAGAUAAAAUAUUUAUUAGUACUGAUGUAACAAGAAAAAUAACUAUUUGUAACUCAAUAAGCAAUAUGAUUCAGCGUGGAGCGAUCGUACCACUUGUAAGAGAAGUUUUUGAACAACAUGAGGUAGAAACCGCUUUUAAACAUAUGGCAGCUGCAAAACAUAUAGGAAAAGUACUUAUAAAAGUACGUACAGAAGAGGAAGAUGAGGACGCUCCUAUUCUCGCGUAUCCUCAAUAUUUCUGUCAUGAACAUAAAUCUUAUAUUAUUUUGGGUGGUUUAGGCGGUUUUGGCCUGGAAUUAACUGACUGGUUGAUUCUUCGUGGCGCUCGAAAAAUUAUACUCAUUUCACGAAAUGGUAUAAAGAACGGUUAUCAACUGUCAAGAGUAGAGUUAUGGAAAUCGUAUGGAGUAAAUGUGCACAUAAUGACAGGCUUUGACGCAUCUACUCAUGAAAAUUGUGCUUCCAUUUUACGUUUUGCCAACACAUUAGGACCAGUAGAUGCUAUAUUUAAUCUCGCAGUUGUGCUAAAAGAUAAUAUUUUCACGAAUCAAACUCCGGAAACAUUUGAAGAAACAUUUCAGUCGAAAGCUCUAGCUACAAAGCAACUGGACGAUUUGUCUAGAAAAAUGUGUCCUCAUCUAUUAUAUCAGACAUGA
This is a messenger RNA of Pseudomyrmex gracilis, 675 nucleotides long. Its product is annotated as fatty acid synthase-like. Gene Ontology annotation, molecular function: fatty acid synthase activity. Gene Ontology annotation, biological process: fatty acid biosynthetic process. The record is from RefSeq and is a predicted model, not a curated record. Bases 16 to 675 code for a protein of 219 amino acids. The transcript has 3 exons. NCBI's taxonomy places the organism in Eukaryota, Metazoa, Arthropoda, Insecta, Hymenoptera, Formicidae.